AUGUAUGCAAAACAGUAUGAACCCAUUGAUGAUAAGAUAGAAGAAAAGCAUUAUUCAUUUAUCAAAAUAUUUAAUUGUGGUGAACGAUUUCUUGUUCAUAAGCUUGGUGGCAAUAUCCAAAGUCGUGUUGUUUAUUUUCUGAUGAAUAUUCAUGUUCUUCCAAGAACGAUCUAUCUCACUAGACAUGGUGAAUCGGAAAUAAAUGUUCAACAACGUAUUGGAGGUGAUUCACCAUUAUCAGCAGCUGGCAAAGCGUAUACAGAAGUUCUUGCUCAAUACAUUGCAAAUGAAAAUAUUACGGAUUUGAUUGUUUGGACAAGUGAAAGGCAACAAGCAAUUCAGACAGCAGAAAAAAUUAAUGCUCCCAAGGAGUCAUUGAAAGCUCUCAAUGGAAUCAAUGCUGGUAUAUUUGAAGGUUUGACCUAUCGAGAAGUAGCUGAACGUUAUCCUGAAGAGUUUGCUGCUCGUGAUCGAUCAAAAUACUACUAUCGAUAUCCAGGUGGAGAGUCUUAUCAUGAUCUUGUUGCUCGACUUGAACCAGUGAUCAUGGAAUUGGAAAGAGCAGAGAAUGUACUUGUUAUCUCUCAUGAAGCUGUGGCUCGUUGCAUUCUUGCUUAUUUUCUCGACAAAGAUCCUGAUUGUCUACCUUAUAUCAAAGUGCCAUUGCAUACUGUAAUUAAAUUGAUACCGACAGCCUAUGGCUGUAUUAUGGAACGCAUACCAUUAUCAGUUGAAGCUGUAAACACUUAUCGAAGUAGACCAAGGAAUUGUAGCCCUCAUCGACCAGUUGCCGUAGCACUUAAUGAAUUUCAAGAAGUACGUUUGGAACCCAAGAGGAGUCCAACGACACUUCAGAUCAUCUAUCAGAAUGAUGGUACAAGUAUUGAAACGACUGAUGCCAAAGGAAAUCGAACAAAACGUUUGGAUAGUAUAUUUGGUGAUAUUACAUUAAAUAAUGGCUUUCCAAUGGCUAACGAUAGUAAUAAGCAACAAUCUGACAUAUAA
This is a messenger RNA of Rotaria sp. Silwood1, 1005 nucleotides long. The record is from the annotation of a GenBank genome assembly. NCBI's taxonomy places the organism in Eukaryota, Metazoa, Rotifera, Eurotatoria, Philodinida, Philodinidae.